Molecule: messenger RNA, 2289 nt
Organism: Closterium sp. Naga37s-1
Lineage: Eukaryota; Viridiplantae; Streptophyta; Zygnematophyceae; Desmidiales; Closteriaceae
Source: the annotation of a GenBank genome assembly
AUGACCAGGGUCGUCCCAGCGCAGUGUGCAGACUCGGUCUUGAAAAUGAAAAGAUUUUGGGAGGAGCAGGGGGAGUGGCCGGAGUCAUUACACGUGGAAAUUCCGGAUCCGGGCAGCCAAAAGGAAUGGUCCGGGCAGGUUUUCCGGCUGCGGAACGUGUUUGUGAAUUGGAGGGGUCAGGUGUUUAACCAGACGCAUCUGUUUGACACUGGGAGAUGCGGCGACCGAUUGGCCGAUUUCGACUACCCCUUAGGCACCCGUUUUGCCACCUUCCCCGCCCUCCUCAACCUUCUCUCCACCGCCCUCUCGCCGUCCGAUGUGGUCUUCUCGGAAAUGGCGGAAAAGCUUCCUCUCUUCCUGUCGCUGGCCCCUGCCAUGUCGCUCCUGAGGCGCAUACCUGUUGCAGUGCAGAACAGGAAGUUGGUGCGGGGCAUCUGGCAGGCCGUGGUGGGGUUGAGGCCCACAGCGAGUGCCAUCCAUGCCAUGGCGCACUCAUCACUGCUCUUUGCUCGCACGCUCUACAUGCCACUGUUCCCCCCAUGCGGCCACCCCAGUCCAUCUCUCCUGCAUGCGUUCCGCGCGCGCCACCUCUUCCCCGCUUCCGGUCUGCCCCUCUUCUCUCCAACGGCCGCCUACCUCUCCCCUGAGCAAGGAGAGCAAGGAGAGGCAGAGGGAGCAGUGGGGAUGCCUAUGGGGCCUAUGGGGCCUAUGGGGUCUAUGGAUGGGCGUUUGAAGCAUGAUUGGGUGGUGGUGGUGGCGGCUCCCCCAUCCCGUCUGCCCACAGUGCAAGCCGCUGAGCUGGCUGCAGCGCUGCGUGCGGUGAAGUGGAUACUGAAGCAGCUCUAUACCGAGGAUAGAGUCGCCGUGUACAGACGUAGCAUGCCGCUCCUUGAAGCCAGGGAGCUGUUCCAACGAGCGCUGCUAUUUGUUGCAUGUGGUAACGCCCUCGUGAACACCCUCUUCAUGCCUUCCCAUUCCUCUGUCAUCGAAAUUCGCACCAGCACCAGCAGCAGCAGCGGCGGUGCAGAUUCAGUGUCUGGGGAAGGGUUCCGGACAAAGAUUCCAGGAAGCAAGGUCAGCCGGGCAGGUUUGAAAGAAAAGUUUCUGAAAUGGCAGGAGUGUGUGGCAGCAGAGGGCAGCUGGAAAUUCGACCCGAGGCCGAGGCGAUUACCCUGGGAAUUCAAGGGUUACUCGAAUUACUGCGACAAAAGGCACAUGGCAGCAUCUCCUACCGCUGUCGUGGUCUCCAAAGCAGAUCAAAUCGCAGAUUCCAUUAUGAAGCUUCCUCCGGAAGAGAGGAAGGUGCGGCAGGAGGAGUGGGACGUACGGCCCCAGCUGAAAUACGUGUGGGACACGGAGGGUAAGUGUGGGGCAUGGGAGGCUUUUGAUGGCCGAGUGGUGUGUGACUGGAUGAGAGGGAGAAGGUGGAAUGGAACAGGAAUGCCGUUGACAGAAGAGGAGGAGGAGGAGAGGGAAGAGGCGGCAUUCAAAGGGGAGGCUGUGAGGGAGAAGGGCGACGGGAGCGGCGCUCUUGUACUCCUUAUAGGCGACUCGUUACAGGAGCAGUUUGUGCGCGUGCUGGUGAACAACAUGCUGACGCAUGUAAAGAAACCCGCCACGUGGGCGGCGGAGGAAACCAUUCCCAAGGAAUGCAGCGAACUCAUCGAACCUGACCAUGCCAGGCACUCGUUCUGCCGAGACUACAAGCUUCACAGCAACGUGUGUGCUAAUCUCACCAUCCGGUUCAUUCGCCACGACUAUCUCCAGCUUUCCAACUCCCAGAUCAAGUUCGACCGCGUCCCCUUCGCCCGCCUCUCUAUACUCGCUGGCGCCCGCGUGUUUAUUCUGAAUCGCGGCGCGCACUACCGCCCGGACCGGCACUUCAUCUCGGCCGUCCGUUCAACUUUAAGAUUUCUCCGGAACAAGCUCCCGGACGCGCUCUUGAUCUAUCGUACCACCGUGCACGGCCAUGCCAACUGCUCGGAACAUGACAAGCCUCUGCUCGUGCCGGGUCCCACCGACAACCUGCCGUUCUUCUGGGGGAAGUUUCAUGAGCAGAACGAGCUGGCACGGGCGGCGGUGGAGGAGGUGGGCGGCGUGUAUUUGGAUGUAGCGGCAAUGACGGUGCUUCGACCGGACUCGCAUCAGGGGUUCAUUCCGGAGUUGAAUCACGAGGACUGCUUGCAUUACUGCAUUCCCGGCCCGCAGGACGUGUGGGCUCAGAUGCUGCAGAACGUGCUGCUGCAGCUGCUGCCAGAACCGGCACCUGCUGCUGCUGCUGCUGCUUAG